AGUUUGGAAACAUUUGCAAGUUCUCUGAUUCUGAGCAAUGUUUUGAUGAGAAGAGAUAUCCCCAAUCUAACCAAGUACCAGAUAAUUCUGGCCAGAGAUCAAUUUAGGAAAAACCCAUCUCCAAAUAUUGUGGGACGUCAUCAAGGCAUAAUUGACGGCGAGUAUGCCAUUUGUAUUAGUUUAUAUCAUGGUUAUGAAUUACUGCAGCAUAUGGGAAUGAGAUCAUCAUAUUUUUUCUUUUCUGGAAUUACGCAUGGAACAAAAGCUACAAACACCUCUGAAAAGAAAUAUGAUGACACAAGAGUUAUGAUUGUUUUCUUCAUUUCGAGACAGUGUUCAGGAAAUUGCAGAAAUGCUUUGAAAGCAUCAGCCAAUUAUUAGAGUGAUGACGUUUGUUGGCCAUGCUUCAGGGAAAAGCAUGAAAGGUUUUACCAAGAAGGAGCAGUUGGAGGUAAUUUUGUAGAUGCUGAAACAGAAAUAAAACCAAUUAACAUUUAACCUUUUUUGUAAUCACUAGUCACUUGGCUACCGAAAUAAAAUUUUAUAACAAAUGUGAAAAAAAAUGACAAAGUACGUUUU
This is a messenger RNA of Perognathus longimembris pacificus (Pacific pocket mouse), 579 nucleotides long. RefSeq names its product Fanconi anemia group M protein homolog. The record is from RefSeq and is a predicted model, not a curated record. The transcript is spliced from 3 exons. Gene Ontology annotation, molecular function: four-way junction DNA binding; 3'-5' DNA helicase activity; four-way junction helicase activity. Lineage: Eukaryota; Metazoa; Chordata; Mammalia; Rodentia; Heteromyidae. The annotation marks the transcript as partial. Gene Ontology annotation, biological process: replication fork reversal; double-strand break repair via synthesis-dependent strand annealing; interstrand cross-link repair.